This is a messenger RNA of Porites lobata, 1415 nucleotides long. The record is from the annotation of a GenBank genome assembly. NCBI's taxonomy places the organism in Eukaryota, Metazoa, Cnidaria, Anthozoa, Scleractinia, Poritidae.
GCGGUCAUAGAGAACUCGAAACUGGACUAUUUCAAGCAAGAAUACACAGGUGAGAGGUCGGAGACAGUGGAAACGUGAAACCCAGCGUGAAACCAUAAAAUUCUGGAAGCGAUGGUUUUCUACCACGAGUGAUCUCAAGCCAAGUCAGGUCAAGUCAAGUAACGUUUUUUAAAUUCGGUAAAAACAUCAGGCAUAUAACUAAUUUUAAAUUCUACGCUAUUCUUGUAAUAUAUAUCUAGCUGGAUUUAUGAAAACCGCACCAACUGGCUCCUCGGGGCCACACACCUUAAACCUACUCAACUAAAGUGAAUAUUGCCAAGAAACUCAGCUCUUACCCAUGGUUCUCUUAAGGUGACUCUCUUCUCGGUUCCUGAUUAGCAUAGAAACAUUCAAAGUCCAUCAAAAAGACACUCUGGACUUGGCCAUACACUCUAGCUGUGUGAAGGCUCUACAUGACGGAUAUGGUAGCCAAAUAGUAGCAAAAUUCAAGAGAGAAAAUAUAUGUCAAAAUCAACAACUUGAUACCUAAUUCAACAAAUAUUUCUCAACAUCAACACCAACUUUAAGAACAUUAUCACCGUCAACGUCAGCUUUUCAACUUCAACAUUGCAAUCAGUCUUAAAUGAACGACGACAAAUCGCAACAACAAAAACCAUGUUGCUUCACUAUCAACUCUUUCUGAUUUUCAAAUUAAGUCACGAACCAAAAGCUUUCAAGAUCAACAAACAAAAAUUUGUGUCAACAAAUUGGGUCCGAGUUGGCCCCUUGUUACCGCGAGGGACUUGGAAACUAAAUACCUGUCCGUAUGAGCAAGAUGGCGGAUGGCAGUGAUCGCCGUAAGGUCCGUGGAACAGAGAGCGAGUUUAUUCUUUACAGAUUUAGAAGAGUUGUUUUGUGAAUAUGAGCAGCAUCAGUCAGCGAGUGACAUUUCUUUAAAGGAAAACUUAACUAUUCGAUUGGAAAAUGCAGUCCAAGCUUUGCAAAAUCUAUCUCCAUUUGUAUCAGACGCCAACAGUGAAGCAGUUCUCGAAGUGACCAGGAAUUUUCAGUUGAUCUUUUGGAACUGCUAUCGAAGGUGUGAAUUUCCGAGUUGAACAAGAUGCUCACAAGUAGCUGUUUUGUCCCUUUCUUCACGAAAUAGAGUAGUUAAUGGACAAGUUGGAAGGCCAAAAUAUGACAUAAAGGAAGAGACAUUGAUUGAGCUCCGUUCUCUGGGUUUCAGUUGGGAAGAUAUCGCUCGCAUGUUGCUUGUCUCACGCUGGACAGUUCACCGCAGAGUAUCCGACUUUGGUCUCAACCACCUGCCACGCUUUAGUGACGUCGCUGAUGAACAAUUGGACAGCAAAGUAAGUGCAUUCCAGAGAACAUGGCUGUUUAGUCGGUUCUUCAAUGGUUUUAGGCCAAUUGAGAUCUGA